UAAGGGGUGGGGGUUGCGGUGCACGUUGGGGUUGGGUGGUAAUUUUGGGUUGUUCCAUCAUACAUGAUAUAGAUAGUGUUUUUUGGGUUUUUGGGUGUUAUGGGUUAAGGUUGUUUUUUAGUUUUGUGAUUUUGGGUUGAUGGUUUUCAAUUUCUGGAAGGGAAAAGGAUUAGGGCUGGGGUUGGGGUGACGGAGAGUGUGGGAGAUGGGGGGUGGUGGGAAGAAGAAGAAUAAAAAAGAAGAAGAAGAAGAAGAAGAAGAAGAAGAAAAAAGAAGAUGAGAUGCAGACGAGGUUGAAGAGGAAGAGAUAAAAAAUUUGAACAAUUUUUAUGUAAAAGUUCAUCAUUACAAAAAACAAUAAGAUUAAAUAAUUUAAGAAUUAGAUUAGAUAAGAUUUAGUUAUCGUUAUUACUUAUUAGUGAUUUGAGAUUAAGAAAAAAAAAAGAAAAAAAAUCCAGCUAUGUUCAUUAACUGAUGUGCCACAUAGGCUUCCCGUGACAUGUGGCCACGGUGGUCAGCGCCACCACUCCAGCAGGGAUGAAAACCAGCUAUUUUCCUUAUGUUCAAGGGCUAAAGUCAGCUUUUACUCCGGCGAGGGACGGAAACCAGCACUCGCUAAAAGUCUAGGGACGGAAAACAUAUUUAACCCUUAUUUUUAACAUAAGUGCAUGUUUGGAGCAUAUUGUCCCUUCAUUUUACAACCAUAGCCUAAUUCACUCUCUUCCGUGCGAGAGGUGCGAAAUGAUUAUCAUGAAUCGCAUUCAGGUUUCAUCUCCUCUGUUGAUGAAACCUUUCAGUUUCAGAGCAUCAAAACCACUCCCACCAUUCAAAUGCCGCUGCACCACGAGCUCCGACGAGGAGAAGAACGUGAGCGGCAACAACAAUCUCAACGACGCGCUGUCUGGGAUAGUGGGCUCGCAAGUUGAAGAGCUCUUGAGCAGAAAGGAGAACAGGGUUUUGUUCGAUGGGUUAGAGAAAGCUUCGCAGAGGGUUGAAAUCGCUAAGUCGCAACUUGCAAUGAUUGAACAACAAGAACUUGCUGUCAAGCAGUUCAAGGAUUAUAUUGACCAGCUUGAAAACAAAGCUUCUGAGAUUGCAGAAUGUCAAAGAGAAAUAUCAGAAGCAAAAGCCUUGGUUGAGGAAGCAGAACGCACCCUGUCGCUAAAUGCGGGAGGCCCCAAAGAUGGGAGUGCAUUCAUGGGGAUGGGAAGUGAAGAAAUUGAUCGGGAUCAAGAGAGAUUGGAGUCAGUCAAAGCAGCAUCUAUUUCUGCCCUUGUUGGUACCAUUGCAGCGCUCCCCAUAUGCUACGCUCAAGUCACCGACCCAACUCAGCUGCUUCUGACUUUGGCAAUCAACUUCAUAAGCUGUGCAUUGUUUGGAGUGACUUUUCGAUACACUACAAGGAGAGACUUGGAUGAUGUUCAGCUUAAGACAGGGGUAGCAGCAGCUUUUGGCGUUGUUAAAGGUUUGGGAACCUUAAGUGGUGGACCACUUCUUGAACUGAACUUUGAAAGCUUCUUGUCACAUUCCCAGGAUGGCACAAUUUAUGUGUCUGAGAAUGUUUUCAUUUUUGUUUGUGCUGCUGUUGGUCUCGAUUACUGUUUAAAGACAGGACUUUUGAGCCCUUUUCCGAUUGAUAGAUCAGUUUAGUGGCAAUAAGAAUUAUUUUUUCCAAUUAUCAUAGCUUAAAUUGAAAUUGAUAUAUUUGUGCCA
Lotus japonicus is the source of this 1713-nucleotide messenger RNA. RefSeq lists its product as uncharacterized. Lineage: Eukaryota; Viridiplantae; Streptophyta; Magnoliopsida; Fabales; Fabaceae. The record is from RefSeq and is a predicted model, not a curated record. The transcript is spliced from 3 exons. Bases 742 to 1650 code for a protein of 302 amino acids.